Aureococcus anophagefferens is the source of this 387-nucleotide messenger RNA. RefSeq lists its product as hypothetical. The coding region runs from base 1 to 387 and encodes 128 amino acids. The transcript has a single exon. NCBI's taxonomy places the organism in Eukaryota, Pelagophyceae, Pelagomonadales, Pelagomonadaceae. The record is from RefSeq and is a predicted model, not a curated record.
AUGGAGGCGCUCCUCCGGUCGUUCGAGACCGCGGCCGCCGCGCGCGGUCCGCUCCGGCGGCCCGCGGCGGACGUCGCGGCGCUCUUCGCGGCCGCGACGCGCCUCUUCGAGGCCGCGGCCGUCGCCGCGGCCACGCCGCCGGGCGACGGCGACGACGAGCUCGAGUCCCUCGACGCCGUCGCGCGCGGCGCGUUCCGCGCCGCGGACGCGUUCGUCGAAGGCCGCCGCCCGGACCUCGCCGCGUCCCUCGCGACGAUUACGGACGCCGCGGCGCCAAACGCGGCGCCGGAGGGCGACGUGCCCGUCGACGUCACGGUCGAAAUGGAGCCUCUCCGCGCGCGGUUCCUGUCCCGCGGCGAACUCGACGAGGGCCGAAACGCGCCCUGA